UCCACGUCAUCGUGAGUCAAUAAAAACACGAUAAAUGGAAUACUAGAGUAUUUACCGAGAAAAAAGAUCAUGGAUUUCGAUACAGCCUUAAAAGAAGUCGGCGAAUUCGGUUCCUUUCAGAAGAAAAUUUUCUUCAUCACAAAUAUUUUAGCCUUUACUGUCAAUUCCCAAAUGUUGAUUAUGGUUUUCACUGCUGCUAAACCAGAAUGGAGUUGUCCGAAUAGUGCGACACAGUGUAACACAGACGGCUCAAUAUGCUCCAAUGCUCACUUUACGACAAAUUUUACUUCUAUCUCUAGCGAAUUUGGAUUAAUUUGUGAUGAAUCGUACAAAGCAGAAGUGGUUCAGUCUGUCUAUAUGCUUGGAACUUUGAUCGCAGCACCACUGACUGGGAAUCUUGGCGAUACGUAUGGAAGAAAGAAACUAUGGAUUGUCACAUAUACUGGCACUUGCAUCUUCGCUUUUAUAUCAGCAUUUUCAACCUCGUACCACAUGUACUUGGUCUGCCGAUUCUUUGUUGGAUUCUUUGUUGGUGGUUGCGGAUUAAUAAUAUUCGUUUUGACAACCGAGUCUGUCGGGAUAGCAUAUAGAGGUUUUGUUGGUAUUGUGCAGCAGACAUUCUUUACACUGUUUCUUGUUGUUCUUGGUGGAUUGGCCUACUUGAUCCCAGACUGGCGUCAACUGACACUCAUUACUCUCUUACCAGCAAUCAUCCAGGUAUUUUUUUUCAAGUCAACACCAGAAUCACCAAGAUGGCUUGUUUCCAAGGGCAGGAACAGAGAAGCAGAAGAAGUCUUAAGCGAAGCAGCUCGAGUUAAUAAAGGUCACAAAAUGAACCUUGUGCUUCGCAGUAAAAUUCAAGAGAAGAAAGAGGACAGCAGCAAAGGGAUCAUCAGCAUCUUUAUGCACAGGACAACAUGUCUGAUCACUCUAAAUUUAUGCCUAUCAUUUUUCGUUAACAGUCUUGUGUAUUAUGGGUUGUCACUAAAUGUUAAAAAUCUUGGUGGUAGCUUGCAUGUUAAUUUUAUUCUCAGCGCCUUAGUGGAGUUCCCAUCCUAUGUGAUUUCAUUUUUCUUGAUGACUUGGUUGGGGAGGCGUAAGACCAUUUUUAUUUUCAUGAUGGGGGCAUCUAUAUCAUGUUUCGCAUGCAUGAGGCUUCUAGAAUCUCCUUCAUCCACUCAAUAUUUAAUAUCAAGUGUUGCUAUGUUAGGAAAAUUUUUCAUCAGUUCCUCAUUUUCAAUAAUCUAUGUCUAUGGGUCAGAGCUCCUCCCAACAGUGGUUCGUAAUUCUGGGUUAGGAGUAGCUUCUGUGGCUAACCGAAUUGGUGGUAUCCUAUGCCCAGGUGUUGUAGCUCUGGGAGAGCACAGCAAAUCCAUGCCAAUGUUGGUCUUUGCUGCUUGUGCUUUUGUUUCUGGAGUAGUGGGUUUAAAAUUGCCUGAGACUAAGGGCCGUGCUUUGCCUGAGACAUUUGAAGAUGUUGAUAACUCUUCAAAACUUUAUGCGAAAAGUUGAUGACAAAUUGAGUUUAUAUUAUUAUACUAUUAUUAUUAUUAUUUAAGUGGAGUCCAGUCCUGUUAUAUAUCUUGAACUCUGGAUAUCUUGAACUGCCCAUUAUAUCUCGAACCUAUUGAGAUUCCAAUCGACUUGCAUUGCAAUGACCAAAAGUAAUUGACUAUGCUAAUGAUAUAUUUGCAUACUUUCCACUUGGCCUUCAUACAGUCAUAAAUCUAAACUUGAAUUCUUGCACUACGGUAAUUUGUCUAAGAUGUUAUUUCUGAUUUUAACCUUAAUUUGAAAGAUGCUGGGACAAAAGUAUGCAUAUAGUAGAUUAUUGGUGAUCACAGCUUAGUGCUGUUGUUUAGAGCUAGCUUUGUGCUGUAAAAGCCCUGUUAUUUUAAAACUUUUCCCUGUCCCUGGUCCCCAGUAGGUUUGAUAUAAUGGGACUGCUGUACUAGCUAGUUAGUUUUGUGAGUUUCAGCGAACACAGACCUUGAUGACGUGGCACCAUGAUUUAUUCCCAUGAGAAUAAAGACCUGUUUAAACUGCAUAUAAUCUCACCCUGAAACGAUUGAAUAUUCUCAGUUACACAGGGAAAAUCUAUUAGUUCAAGCCAACAUGGCUGUAGUCUGAGAAAGGUCAAUUAGUGCUAUUUUAAUAAAAGCAUUCACAUGAAAUGAUAAAAUAAAACAUCUUUCAAUUAUAAAUUUUUUUCGUAAGGAAUAAAAGAGAUCAUUUUGUAA
This is a messenger RNA of Actinia tenebrosa (Australian red waratah sea anemone), 2240 nucleotides long. Its product is annotated as solute carrier family 22 member 15. Gene Ontology annotation, biological process: transmembrane transport. The record is from RefSeq and is a predicted model, not a curated record. Gene Ontology annotation, molecular function: transmembrane transporter activity. NCBI's taxonomy places the organism in Eukaryota, Metazoa, Cnidaria, Anthozoa, Actiniaria, Actiniidae. Gene Ontology annotation, cellular component: membrane.